CAGCUUCGAUAUUUCGAUGAAUGUCACACCACCACUGGUCACAUUCUUCGAGCGGAUAUAGCGUUUUUCCAAACGCCAGACAAAAAUCGAAAAAAAACGAAACUAUAACUUGAUCAUCCAAGCAGGUAAAAGGCCCUACGCCCGUCCUGCCACAAACGGAAAUCGGAAAACUUAGAAAAAAGAAGCAACCGGCUGGGAAAAAGCAUUGAUUCACACAGCGAAGCAAGGGCGGCAGUGGCAUAGACAGCGACAGCGACACCGAUAGCGACAUCGGCAGCGGCAGCGGCGGCAGAAGCAUCAACGAAGCGGCGGCGGCUUCCAGGAGCUCUCCUCUUACUCCACCACUCGGAUCUCUCUACUUCUCGCAUCAGGCAACCACUCAGCCAUAGGUAAGCGGCAACGACAAAAUCUACAUAUUGCAAAAAACCAGACAACAACAAAUUGAUAUUUUCAAGUAUUCUAUUCUAUUCCCCUCCAAAACGAAAAACGAACUAAAAUGUAAAAAGUAAAAGUCACCCAAAGUGAAAAGUGGUUCAAGUUCUUCAGUCAAGUAGUCGGUCGCGAAAAGUGCGCAAAAGUCCGCAGAAAGAAAAAAAAAAAAAAGAAAAGUUGUAAAAUAAGAAAAAAAAAAAAGAAAAGAAAAAAAAAAUUUAAAGAACAAUAACUCUCUCCCGUGUUUCUGUGUCUGUGUGUUCGUGUCCUACCUGUGUGUGUACAUUCAGUUGCCAGAGGAAAAGCGAGAGCGGGAGGUGGUGGUGCUCAGAUCUCCCCCAAUUUUUUGAUAAGUCCCGUAAUUGCAAUUGCAAUUGUUGUUCUUGUUCUUGUUGUUGUUGGUGCACAGCACUGUGCACGACCUUAACUCUCCGCCACUCUCUCUCUCCCUCGCUUUCUCUCUCCCGCGAGUAAAAAGUAACAGUAGCACACAGAACAUAAUCAAUAAAUUAAAAAGUUAAAGCUUAUAAAAAAUGAAGAAACGCGACUUGAGAGGAAUCCGGAGGAGAUCCCAUGGUCUUAGACAUGGAGUCGGACGAUUCUCGUGCCAGCUCUCCGUCCAACUCCUCGGAGUCGCGCUCCAAUUCGCCCGCCAACAACAAGGAUGCCGCCUCACACGAAGCGGCGGCAGAUGCGCGCCCUCCCAUCGCCGCAGCCCGGUCGGCGCGGUCCGUCUCCACCAGCUCCAGUUCCUCGAACUCCAGCUCCAGCUCAAGCCGCAGCGCCAUAUCGAAGAACAUGAAGAAGAGCUCGUCCAGCAGCAGCGGCAGCGGGAGUGGCAGCAGCUCAUCCAGCGGAUCUUCCAGCGAGGACGAACCCGACCAAGAGCCACCGCCGCAGCCACCGCAGCAGCAGUCGCAGGAAAAACUGGACCACCAGGAUCAGCCCGAGCCAGAGGCUGCCGUCUCAGAGGAUCAGCCAGUUCCUUCGCCCAGCGCCAAAUCGCAGCCUAGCUCAUUUCUGUCUUCGGUGCGCAGCCGGAGCAACAGUCCGGCGGAUCAGCAGCUGUACAACCAGGCCGCCGUGGAUCUCAACAUUAGCCACGAGGAUCUCAGCGAUGUCAGCGACAUCGAGGCGGAGACGGAGAAGCGCGCCUCGUCAAAGAACUCAUCGCCGCGUCCAGUCGAUGAGGAGGAGGACGGGGCCAUAUCCAAUGACUCACUGCCAGGACCCGGAGAGAAGGAGGCCAAGCUGAAUGGCAAGGCUGCGGUUAGUGGUGGACAUGAGAAGGGGACAUCCGCCACCGCCAGGGAGUCCAAACCUGAAGAUGCCGCGUCGAACGGUCGAGCAGGAGGCGGCUUGGAAGAGGACUUGGUGAAGACGCACGACGACGACGCCCUGGACUUCGAAGCUGAGGAGGGCGAGUGCGCAGAACCGGUAGCGAAGGAGUCCGCAGACCAGCCGAAAGACGACACGAAAGCCAAUGAAUCAAACCAGGCCAAGGGCACGCCCAAGCCGGCACAGGACGACGACGACGAUGACGACGGCGAGGUGGAUGCCGAGGAGGGCGAAGAGAAGAGCAAGGAGGGCCAGAACGCCGCCGAGGAAAAUGGCAGUCUGGAGGAGGGAGAAGAAACCAGCAAGGAAAAGGAGAAAGAGAAGGCGAAGAAGAAGAAGGACGAGGAGGAGCUGGAGGAAGGCGAGGUGUCUGACGAAGACGAGAAACGCCCCGAAGAGACGGAGCCCAAGCCAGUCUGCCGGUUCUACACCCGCGGCCAGUGCACCUGGGGCAUGAGCUGUCGCUUCCUGCACCCGGGCGUCACCGACAAGGGCAACUAUACGAUGUUCGAGAGUCUGGUGCGUUCCGUGCCGAUGCAGGGUGGCGCCGCCAGUGGAUCCACGGCGAGCGGGUCGUCUACAUCCGCCGCAGCUGCUGCUGCCGCUGCGCGUUCAGCGGCGAGUGCCUACAGUGCCGCCCAUGCUGCAGCGGUGGCGGACUACCAUGACUAUAGGAACGAGCGUCCGGCUCUGCACCACCGCUCUGCCAUGCACCACCCGUCGAGUGUCUACGCUGGCCACGCGCACGAAUCCCGCGGCGGUAUGCUGCCGGACGGAGGGCCUGUCGUUGUGGAGAAUGCCUGGGAGCGCGGUCUGCGCACUGCCAAGGAGAUGAUGCGCAAGGCGAACAAACGCAAGGAGCAGGACAUGGACUUUGAGGACAAGAAGAUGAACCUUACCCUCUCGCCGGAUGAGCUCGAGAAGGAUCCGUACUACCUCAAGGAGCGUGCCGGGGCCAGCUCACCGCCGCCGCCUUCCCGAGGCGUGGAGCCGCCCAUGAAUCCCCACGGCAUGGCCAUGUCCAUGCACCCGCACGCCGGCCUGAGCCACGGCAAUCCCCGUGCCCUCCUUCCGAUGCAGUACUCGGUGUACGGUCCCAUGACGGAUCGCUACGGUCGCAGCCAGUACAUGCAUCAGCCGUACGAGGAUGUGGAUGUGUAUGGAAGGAUGGCGCGGUAUCGCGAACUGCCGCCGCACCGGAUGCCCCACUACGAGGACGACCGGCGAUUGCGGCCGGCGCGCGAGGUGAUUGUUCAGCGGGUGGAGGCCGCCGGACGCGGCGACGAGUGGAGCGAUCCCUGGAUGCGUUCCAAGUCCAUGGGCCGGGGAUCAUACGAGCGGGAAGACCGUCGACGCAGGGAGCGUCGCAGCUACAGCACCAACUCGUCCUACUCCACCACGAACAGCUCCCAGAGCGACUCCUCCGACAGCACCUCGCGAUCCAGCAGCCCCUCGGAGCACAAGCGGCGCUAUGGCGGCAGUUCCCACAAGGCAGCAGGUGCCCCUGGCGCCUCUUCGCGCCGGCAUUCGGGCCAUGGGCGCUCCGCCAGUCAGGCAGCCCGACGUCGUCACACAUCAAAGGGCAGCCACUCGCCGUCGUACAAGCGAGCUGCCAUGGAGCACAAGCGGCACAGUGGAGGUCACAGUCCCGCGUCCAAGCGGAAGAAGCUCUCAUCGCCUUCGCAGAAGAAGUUCGACAAGCUAAGGCGCCGGCACAGCUCCAGUUCAUCGGACUCAGAUUCAUCAGACACCUCGUACUCAGAAUCAGAGUCGGGCUCAUCCUCCUCGGACAGCUCGUCGGGAUCCCAGACGCCCCAGAAGCGAGUCCGCUCCACCGACAAGGCCCUGAACGAGCGUAAGCUGAUCAAGAAGCCCCCUGAGGUGCCCAGGAAGCGUUCGCCCAUUUCCAUUGAGAUUAAGAAAACGUCGAACAUGGUGGGUGUGUCGGCGCUGGCCUCGCCCAACUCAAUCGACUCCGAGAGGGAGAAGGAUCCUCACGGCAAGGACAACCACAGCAAGGAGAAGGAGCACAACAGCAGUAGCAGCGGCAGCGGCGGCAGAGACAAAGAAAAGGACAAGGACCGGGAGAAGGAGAAGGAGAGCAAGGAGCACGAUAAGGACAAUAAGGAUAAGGACAACAAGGAUGGAAAGAAGUCGCGCCGGGAAGAACUUCUGAAGCAGCUCCGUGCGGUCGAGGAUGCCAUUGCCAAGAAGCGCUCCAAACUGACCUAAUUAUUCCAGACAACCAUCCAUCCUAUUACGAGAACAAGCGCGUACCCAUUCUAUCCACCCUUCCAUCAUACUGAGUCCCCACUGUCCAGCUCUAAACCACCACCACCCCACCCCUUUUGGAUUCGAUUAAGUGUAUCCGGUUCUCCGGAUAUAGCCUCACCAAUCAACCUUAGUGGUUACAUAACAUUCGCAUCGUAUUUCGAUGGGGCAGCAGCAUGCAAAUUUCCAUAUUUCCACCGUGCCCCAAAAAAAAAACUGCAGUAAACUGCAGAAAACGUAGACUAUUAUGAUCAUAUUGUCGAAACUUUUUUUUUUCCACACCCCAGCUUUUCCUUUACCCAACCACAUCCGACUCCACCUUGACUUACCACCAACAAUGGAGCAUUAAAACAAGUUGUUUAUAAUAAUAGACUAUAAAUAAAAGCCAAGAAACAUAAAA
This is a messenger RNA of Drosophila ananassae, 4441 nucleotides long. RefSeq names its product zinc finger CCCH domain-containing protein 18. The transcript is spliced from 6 exons. The coding region runs from base 1006 to 4002 and encodes 998 amino acids. The record is from RefSeq and is a predicted model, not a curated record. Gene Ontology annotation, molecular function: metal ion binding. NCBI's taxonomy places the organism in Eukaryota, Metazoa, Arthropoda, Insecta, Diptera, Drosophilidae.